Radiomyces spectabilis is the source of this 327-nucleotide messenger RNA. RefSeq lists its product as uncharacterized. The record is from RefSeq and is a predicted model, not a curated record. NCBI's taxonomy places the organism in Eukaryota, Fungi, Mucoromycota, Mucoromycetes, Mucorales, Radiomycetaceae. The annotation marks the transcript as partial. The transcript has a single exon.
AUGUAUUCGUUAAUUGGAAAAAGUUACCAAACUAUCCAAGAUUUGAAGGCUGCUGUAAACGAUGUUGCUCGUCAGUACCCUUUUGCCGUCUCAACAAAGAACAGCAACAAACGUUCAUUGACAUUACAAUGUGUCGCGGGUGGUGCCUUUCGUAAUAACCAUCACGUUACUGAAGAAUCACGCAAACGUGUCCGCACCAGUUUUCGAACAGAUUGUCCAUGGAACUGCAAAGCAUAUCGUUAUGCUGGGAGCGAUUCUUGGACGAUCCUCAAGAUACAUGACGAGCAUAAUCAUCCUUUUGCUCCUGAUGCCCGGGUCUAUCAUCAG